Triplophysa rosa is the source of this 1436-nucleotide messenger RNA. RefSeq names its product RAB GTPase activating protein 1-like 2 (gene rabgap1l2). Bases 159 to 1172 code for a protein of 337 amino acids. The record is from RefSeq and is a predicted model, not a curated record. NCBI's taxonomy places the organism in Eukaryota, Metazoa, Chordata, Actinopteri, Cypriniformes, Nemacheilidae. The transcript has 8 exons.
AGGUGCAAUACUCCUACAACUCCACCCAUAGUCUUAUGGUAGGGCAGGGCUUGCAUUGAGACCCAGAUAUAGACUGCUGCCUGUCAAACCUGUUAUCAGUUCUCCAGACUUGCGUCCUUUUCAUAUAGAAAUCACCUCUGUUCUAGCCGCCUGCCAAAAUGAUGGAAGAAGUGUCUAUUGCUGUUGCCUACGAUGCUUAUAUUGUUGAGCAAAUGUCAGAGGAGGAAAUCUUGGCUAGUCUGGUGGCGGAGUCCUUACCCAAACAACUGGCACCAUCUAUGAAGCCAAAGCUAGGAGAUAACCAAGACCAACCAGAAGAUCCACUUGACAAAUACCAAGUCUCCAGGAUCUUACUGUCUCAUAUUUCUAGCAUAACAAGCAUGUUUUUCCAGAGAGAAAACCGUAAGCUUCAGGAGGUCAGUUUACGUCUGGAGCAGGAGAACGAUGACCUUGCACAAAAACUGGUCACCGGCAAGAUUGCGCUGAGAACCGCGCUAGACCAGACGGAGGACCAGGUGGACGAAUUAACCAAAGAGCUGCUUAAAACCAAAGAACUUCUGAAGAUGACGGAGGAAGAGAAACGGGAGAAGGAAGAGGAAGCCUCGCAGCUGAAGGAGAUGUUAAGGAAAGAGUUGGAAAAAGCUGAAUCAGACUUAAAAAGAUCAAACAACAUCAUCAACGACUACAAACGGAUUUGCUCUCAGUUGAAUGAUAAACUUGAAAAGCUGAAAAGUCAAACCGCUGAAGAACUCGCUGUUAUUAAGAGCAAGAUGCAGGAGUGUCCGCAGUGCAGUCACAUCUUCAGCAGGGAUGGAUCGAUUCAGUUGUUUGUUAAGAGUGACGAGAGCUCCACUCAGAAUGACGUCCAGGCUUCUCUCAGACAGCAGGUUCAGUUAGAGAGAGAGUUAGCGCAGACCAAACUACAGAUGGUCCAGUCUGAAUGCAAGAUCCAGGAGCUCCAGCACCAGAAUGCGGUUCUGGUAAAUGAGCUUCAGGCUGCUAAGAACACGUGGCUCAAGAAGACGCUGGGCUCCAUCAGGACCGUCGCCAGCAGCCAUCAGAGCUCUUCUCAAACAGAUCCGGCCUGGUGCUACACACACAACCCUCACUCCAGCUGGGUCACCAGAAGACUCUCCUGGGCCUAUCCAGAAGGAAGAGCUGCCAAAGUAUGAACAAGGAAACACGCGCAUCCAGGAGAAGAAACUAUUUCAUGAGCCUCGCAAAUGAUGAAAAGGCUGUUCACUCAGCGGGGAGAACAAACCCACACCGAUUGAAACAUUGAGAACGUUUCUCAUCAGAGGAUGAGUGCAUGACAGCACGAUGCAAUACCUGCCCCGCUGCGGUUAACUGGGCAGAUUGGAAGUGCAUUCGAGGUUUUAUCAGUACGUGUGUUCCUUGGGCGAUGUGACCUUAGUAUUGCCAACACCAUCACUAGA